GAGUGUGACUAAAGCCAGUCUCUGAAACCAGAUCGAGUGCCGCGUGGAUCUCUCCUCAAAAGCUGAGCGUCCGAGGAAAGAGCGUCAGUGUCUGUGAGGGAGUCUUUGUGAAUCAGAUUCCACGGAAUACAAAACUUCCAAGAAUUCCAAAAAAAAAAAAAAACUCGGAGAAGAAAGAACAAUGUCAAGUGCAAUCAUGAGACGAAGCUCCAGUAAGCAAGGCUUGCAGAACCUCCUGAGAGUGACGGCCCAGCGAAGUAUCGAAGAUGCUGAGGAGAUCGAGAGAGAAAGGCGACGUCGGGCCCGGGAGGCUUUCCGCAACCAGCAAAGCCUAUCUGGAUCUGCUGGUUCCCCUCAGGACAGUGUGAACCCACCUGAGACCGGCCUCUAUGAAAGUGAACUCAAACCCAGCUGCCCUAUUGCUGUGGAUGAGGAUGAAGGUUUCAGCGACUGGACCCAGAAGCUGGAACAGAGAACACGGUCCAGAAUGGAUGAGAACGUCAGUGGAGAACAACCACAACAGGAGGAGAAAGACGUGAAUGCAAGAUCUAGACAAAGUGAGAAAAGCAGCUUCACCACUUCCAUGCAGUAUCAGCAAAUGCAGGACCGAGAAGAAGAGGAGAAAAGACCAGAGGGGAGGAGGAGCGCUGAGAGACGAACAGAGAUCAGAGAGAGGGUUAGCAGUCAGAGACCAGAGGAAUGGCGUGAUGACAUGAGAGACAGCAAAAGCAGACAACAGGAAAUACAACCACCGAUGGAGAACAAGAUAAAAGAGGAGAAGGAGGUGGUGAAGGUGUCAUACACGUCUAAAGUCUUCCUACAGCAAGACAGAACACCUAAUGGCAAUGGAGAGGCUGCUGCAGAGGAAAUUACAUCACAUCUGGUCAAAACCAAAAGAUCACCCAGCAGGACUGUAGAUGUAAAUCAGGCCUUUGAGACUAAGAAAGACAUGCACGCUGGUCUGGAGACCGAGCUGAAGCUGGAGAAGAUCAGACAUAGCCACCAGGAGAAGGAGAGCCAGGAAAUGGAUCAGCUACAGCAGCGUCAGGCCGAGGCUGAGCUGGAGCUGGAGGAACUGAAGAAGAAGAGAGAGGAACGACGCAAAGCUCGCGAAGAGGAGGAGCUGAGGAGAGAGGAAAAGGAACAGAAGAAACUAGUUAAAAAAGAGGAGGACAAGAGGCAGAUGAAGGAGGACAUUGAGAGGAGGAGGAUGGAAGCAGCAGAGAAGAGAAUGAAGGAUCUCAACAUCACUUCUACAGAUGGUGAUGACCCAUUUAACCCUCUAAACCCCAUAAGUCCAGCUUUCAAGAUCACUGAGAGAACAGAAUCCUUGAAUCGAUCUUUAAAGAAGAGUAACAGUUUCAAGAAGACCCAGAGACCUGUACUCCUUCCCAAGAUCGACGACAAACUGGAACAAUACACACAUGCAGUCGAGGACGUUAAACCUGGAGAUGUUCUGCAGAAAAAGAACAUGUGGGAAAUUAUUGGAGAAGGUUCUGCAGCUGAGAGGCCGGGACUGGGAGGAAAGGAUAAUGGCAGUACAGCUUUCAGCAGAUUUAGCAGAAUAAAGUCAUUCUCAACAAUGCUUUCUAAUUUUCAUUUCCAGGACGUUAAACCUGGAGAUGUUCUGCAGAAAAAGAACAUGUGGGAAAUUAUUGGAGAAGGUUCUGCAGCUGAGAGGCCGGGACUGGGAGGAAAGGCCUCCUCCUCGGGUAAACGAUGCAAGUUUGUUGUGACAGGCCAUGGGAAGUACGAGAAGAUUUGAUGGUGAUCAUUACGGUGUCUACCCGAAUGAAAAAUCAAGUGAGAAGGUGAACUUCCCAGUGAUCGCUUGUGAGGAAUUUAAUUCAGCA
Sinocyclocheilus grahami is the source of this 1853-nucleotide messenger RNA. RefSeq names its product non-muscle caldesmon-like. Lineage: Eukaryota; Metazoa; Chordata; Actinopteri; Cypriniformes; Cyprinidae. The transcript has 12 exons. The record is from RefSeq and is a predicted model, not a curated record. The coding region runs from base 182 to 1765 and encodes 527 amino acids.